GGUGCUGCGCCGCGAACAUGGCGUCGGAGGGGAUGAUCCUGACGAACCACGACCACCAGAUCCGCGUCGGCGUCCUCACAGUGAGUGACAGUUGCUUCAGGAACCUUGCCGAGGAUCGUAGUGGGAUAAACCUUAAAGAUCUGGUCCAAGACCCUUCUUUGUUGGGUGGGACUAUAUCUGCAUACAAGAUAGUGCCAGACGAAAUAGAAGAAAUCAAGGAGACGCUGAUAGAUUGGUGUGAUGAAAAGGAACUUAAUUUGAUUUUAACAACCGGAGGAACAGGGUUUGCACCACGAGAUGUCACUCCAGAGGCCACUAAAGAAGUAAUAGAGCGAGAAGCCCCGGGGAUGGCCCUGGCAAUGCUGAUGGGAUCACUUAAUGUUACACCUCUGGGCAUGCUCUCUAGGCCUGUGUGUGGAAUCAGAGGGAAAACUCUCAUAAUUAAUCUUCCAGGUAGCAAGAAAGGGUCACAGGAAUGCUUUCAGUUUAUACUGCCAGCCCUACCUCACGCCAUCGAUCUCUUGCGGGAUGCCAUUGUCAAAGUAAAGGAGGUACACGAUGAGCUGGAAGAUCUGCCUUCACCACCACCUCCUCUUUCUCCUCCUCCAACCACCAGCCCUCACAAACAGACAGAAGACAAAGGAGUGCAGUGUGAGGAAGAGGAGGAAGAGAAGAAGGAUAGCGGAGUUGCCUCAACAGAGGACAGUUCUUCUUCACACAUAACAGCAGCAGCCAUUGCAGCUAAGAAGCAUCCAUCCUAUACCAGUGCAGCUGUUAUCAUGGCUAAAGGUCACCAGCCCAUCCCUGCUCUCAUCAGUUAUUGCCAUCACGCAGCAGGCAGUGCAGGAGAUCUGAUUCCAGAUUCCAUCAUCUCUCGUGGUGUUCAGGUUCUCCCACGUGACACAGCGUCCCUCAGCACUACUCCUUCAGAAUCUCCUCGUGCCCAAGCCACCUCUCGCCUCUCCACUGCAUCCUGCCCAACACCAAAACAAAUUAGACGGCCGGAUGAAAGCAAAGGAGUUGCUAGUAGAGUUGGAUCCCUCAAAGUCCAGUCUAGGUGCAGCAGCAAGGAGAACAUCCUCAGAGCAAGUCACAGUGCUGUUGACAUUACCAAGGUAGCAAGAAGACAUCGCAUGUCUCCAUUCCCAUUGACAUCUAUGGACAAGGCCUUCAUCACAGUUCUGGAGAUGACCCCAGUGCUUGGAACAGAAAUCAUCAAUUACAGAGAUGGAAUGGGGCGAGUCCUUGCUCAAGAUGUGUAUGCAAAAGAUAAUUUACCACCAUUUCCAGCAUCAGUAAAGGACGGUUAUGCUGUCAGAGCUGCUGAUGGUCCAGGAGAUCGAUUCAUCAUAGGGGAAUCCCAGGCUGGUGAACAGCCAACUCAGACUGUGAUGCCUGGUCAGGUAAUGCGUGUUACAACUGGUGCUCCCAUUCCUUGUGGUGCUGAUGCAGUGGUGCAAGUGGAAGAUACAGAGCUCAUCAGGGAAUCAGAUGAUGGCACUGAAGAACUAGAAGUUCGAAUCCUGGUGCAAGCUCGACCAGGCCAAGAUAUCAGACCCAUAGGACAUGACAUUAAAAGAGGUGAAUGUGUGCUGGCAAAAGGAACCCACAUGGGUCCGUCUGAGAUUGGUCUCUUAGCAACUGUUGGAGUAACUGAAGUAGAAGUUAACAAGUUUCCAGUGGUUGCAGUAAUGUCAACAGGGAAUGAGCUGCUGAAUCCUGAGGAUGACCUCUUGCCAGGAAAGAUUCGGGACAGUAACCGUUCCACCCUCCUAGCUACAAUCCAAGAACAUGGCUAUCCAACAAUCAACUUGGGAAUUGUGGGUGAUAACCCAGAUGAUUUACUGAAUGCACUGAAUGAGGGUAUCAGCCGUGCUGAUGUGAUCAUUACAUCAGGAGGUGUAUCUAUGGGGGAAAAGGACUAUCUUAAACAGGUGCUGGAUAUUGAUCUUCACGCACAGAUUCACUUUGGCAGAGUUUUUAUGAAACCUGGCCUGCCAACAACUUUUGCAACUCUGGAUAUUGAUGGCGUAAGAAAAAUAAUCUUUGCGCUCCCAGGCAAUCCUGUGUCAGCUGUCGUCACCUGCAAUCUCUUUGUUGUUCCUGCACUGAGGAAAAUGCAGGGUAUCCUGGAUCCUCGGCCCACCAUCAUCAAAGCCAGGUUAUCAUGUGAUGUAAAAUUGGACCCCCGCCCAGAAUAUCAUCGGUGCAUUCUGACUUGGCAUCACCAAGAACCACUACCUUGGGCACAGAGUACAGGGAAUCAGAUGAGCAGUCGUCUGAUGAGUAUGCGCAGUGCCAAUGGACUGUUGAUGCUACCUCCAAAGACAGAGCAGUAUGUGGAGCUUCACAAGGGGGAGGUGGUGGAUGUCAUGGUCAUUGGAAGGCUAUGAUGUCACCAGCAAGAACGAAGCUUUGAUGCAUGUCCACAUAUCAUUGACUGUAUCCUGUAAUAUGCAACGGCACAGCUAGUUUUUCCGAUUUGGAUAAAAGUUGAUCAGUAUAGUCAACAUCUUGAAAUAUAUUUCAAAUGGAAUUUAAAUAAAUACCUUUUAAAAAAAAAACUUUAAAACAAAUCUUAACAAAGAAAUUUAUUCUGAUUAUAUCAAAGCAACUUUUUCCUUUUCUUGCAAUUGCUUUGUGUGUUCAAUGCUAGUUCUAAUAGCGGUAGCUUUUAGUAGACAGCAGUAGGUGCCUGCAGAACUUGUGUUUUUUCUCAUCUUUAAGAUACAACUACUUACGCUCUUAAAACAAGGCUGUCUGCUUAUUUAUACUAGCGUAGACAACACUUGGAUUUCCCUUAUUAGUAUGCUUCAUAACCGCUUCACAGAGAGCUUCUGCUUGUUCUUUAUCUUGUAUCUCGUGUUGAUGUGCACAGUGCCAAAAGCAGAGUGGCUGCACUGGGAACCCAAUGAAGCCCCGAGGUUUUCUCACCUCGCCGCGCAUUCAGGGAUGUCUCUUGUCCCAGCAGCCACCCAGCUCAGUACUCUUGGGCAGUAACUGGAUACCUUUUAUUUCAACAAACAAAAAAAUUGCUUCCUUAAGUGCUGACAGCCUUUUUAACCAAUACAUUUAAAAAUGUACAGAACUAAAAACUAAAAAAAUCAAAGACUGAUCUUGUACAGAUAUUAGUGUUACCAGCAUUCGUGUGGAAAUUAAAUGAGCAAAGAAAUAAAACUAAUGUUAAACAACUCUGUACCAUAACAUUUUCUGUAAUGAUAUUGAAACUUAAAUGAAUAAAAAAAAUCCUCAAUCAUUAUUUAAAA
This is a messenger RNA of Sturnus vulgaris (Common starling), 3266 nucleotides long. It is a transcript of the gene GPHN, whose product is annotated as gephyrin. Gene Ontology annotation, molecular function: molybdopterin molybdotransferase activity. Gene Ontology annotation, biological process: postsynaptic neurotransmitter receptor diffusion trapping; glycine receptor clustering; establishment of synaptic specificity at neuromuscular junction. The record is from RefSeq and is a predicted model, not a curated record. NCBI's taxonomy places the organism in Eukaryota, Metazoa, Chordata, Aves, Passeriformes, Sturnidae. Gene Ontology annotation, cellular component: cytosol; cytoplasm; dendrite.